AUGCUGGUGAGACAUUUGAACAGCCUGCCUUGGGCUUUGCUGGCGGUUCUUCUGCUGGCUGCUCUAAAGCUCCAUGUGACCAAUGCGGAAUCCAGUGGCGAUCAAAAGGAGGUGGAGGUGGAGAGUGCCAGCACGGAGAGCAACGAGAUCAUUCCCAGGGAGGCCAUUCAAAAGCUGGACUACUCUGUGCGGCAGGCCUUACUUCGGGCCAUUGAUAAGCUGGAACAGGAGGAGGCGGCUGCCACGGAGAGUGGUGAGGAAAGUACCAGCAGCAGUGGUUCCCAUUCCCUACUCCUUCGAGCAGAGACCUCCACUUUGCCAUCGCACCGCGACAAGGAUGAGAUUCUGGAGGAGAGCACCAGGGGAAACGAUCCGGAGCCAGUGGUGCCCACUGUCCAAUUCUACACGGCCACCUUUGACGAGAAGAAUGCCCAGGAGCAGCUGCUUUCCUCCUUCAUCGAUCGCUCCAAGCUGUGGAAGAAGACCACUAUCCGGAAACUGAAUCAACCCGCCGCUUCCCUGUCCCUUGAACCAAAAUCCGCGGAGGCAGAGGGUCCAGAGAAUCGCCAGCUCACCCGGAGCGUGGAUAGCUCCAUUUCCGGAUCCGUGAGCAGCAAUGAGAUCUCCCACGACAGCGGCAGUCACGAGAUCAAAUUCGAGAUCAGCAAUGUGCGAAAGACCACCACGCCCACGACAACCACGUCCACGAGUACGACCACAACCACUACGCCCAGACCCCGCACCACCAGACGUCGCACCACCACAACGACGACGACGACAACCACAACCACUCCUAGGCCCACCCACAAUGAGGAUGGGGAGAACAUAGAGCUGGUGGACAAGCAGGACAUUCGCAUCCAGGAAGCGCCACUCGUAACCGCUUUCACGGUGGAUCUGGACGAGCGUGGCACGGCUCAAAAGUUCCGCCCAUUGCUGGCGGGCAACCAGCUCCAUCAGCGCACCAGCAACUUUGCAGCACCACAGCAGCAACAGCAGCUGCCCCACAUCGGACCAACCAUCACUAAGCUGAAUGUUUUGGAAACAGAGCCACCGGCUACUCCGCUGCCCACACAGUUCCCACCCACCGGCGGCAGCAGCUCCACCACCCAGAUCAGCACGAGCACCAGUGCCGGCGGUGGUUUCUCCACCACUCCCGCCUUUCUGGCCAGCUCCACAAGCAAUUAUGUAAAGCAGGAGCCUCUGAACAAUCUGCCUGAGCCACCCAGUGUAAACAACUACCUAAUCGAGCGACAACGAGCUCUGGAGCAGCAGAUCUACCAGCUAAAGGUCCAGGCACAACAGCAACAGGCUCUGAUCCUGCGCCAACUGAAGCUGCUGGAGGAGCAGACUCAGAGCCGUUUCCAGGGCUCACCGAUUGCCCAACCCAGCACUUUGCAACCACAGCACCAACAGCAACAUCAGCAGCAGCAACAACAGCAGCAGCAACUGCCGCAAGUACAACACCAACAACAGCAGCAGCAACUCCCUCAAGUACAACAGCAACAUGGUCCGCUGGAGGGCAUUCAGACGGGUCUGCAACCGCCCACUUUGGGCGGUGGUUACUCCAUAAGACCUUCGGUCGAAUUUAUACCCAGCACACAUACCAAGACUGUUAUUUAUCCCACAUAUCCAAUUGAGCAGCAAUUGCCACUGCGCGAUGCCGUUUCGGGUCAUAAAUUCGCCCUGCACAAUGGCAACAUAAACGCAAAUAACUAUCAGAAGCCGCCAGCAAAUGCAGUGCAGCAGAUUUUCCAAAAUUUGCAGCAAUCUCUACAGAAGGCGAACGAAAAUCCCCAGGUCCAGCCCUCUAAUCAGUUCAACUUUGCACCGGCCGAGGCGUCGCAACUUCAGGCCUUGCCCCAUAACAAUUACAAGCCAUUUCAACAGCAGGUGCAGCAGCAGCAACAGUUGCUGGUGCCCAACUACGUCAGCAAUGCGGUGUUCCACCAGCAGCAGCAACAGCAACAGCAGCAGCAACAGCAGCAGCAACAGCAACAGCAACAGCAACAGCUGCAGCAACAGCAAAGAGCUCGGCAAUUCCGCCAGGAGACUGGAGUGGGUAACUUCGGGUUGAACUCCAAUGUGGAGAUCCAGCCGAGCAACUCCUUUGCCACCACGAUUGUUAGCCAGCAGCCUGGUCUCAAUGCCAAUCCGAGCCUGGAGAACCAGAACUUCUACAGGCAGCACUUGACGCCCCAGUUAAGCAACCAGUUGCAGCAAAAUGCGCAGCAAUAUCUGCAGCAGCAACAGCAGCAGCAACAGUUGCAGCAACAGCAGCCAAAAGCCAGCGGCGAAAUUAGUCCAGCUCUCAACCAUGGGAUACCGCAGUUCGCCUCACAAAACCUGCACUUCAACGGGUCAUUUUGAGCACUUGCACCACCAAAAAACCACCACCAACCAGCACCACCAUCCCGCACCACAACCAGCACGAAACUCCAAACACCUCCUGCUCCUGAGUCCUUUUUACCCAGAAACAAGUAUCUACCGCCCCACACGUUGACUUAA
Messenger RNA from Drosophila santomea, 2505 nucleotides. RefSeq names its product transcription factor SPT20 homolog. The transcript has 4 exons. Bases 1 to 2367 code for a protein of 788 amino acids. Lineage: Eukaryota; Metazoa; Arthropoda; Insecta; Diptera; Drosophilidae. The record is from RefSeq and is a predicted model, not a curated record.